Miscanthus lutarioriparius is the source of this 273-nucleotide messenger RNA. The record is from the annotation of a GenBank genome assembly. NCBI's taxonomy places the organism in Eukaryota, Viridiplantae, Streptophyta, Magnoliopsida, Poales, Poaceae.
AUGGAAGCAGAAGAUUCAAAACAGCAGCAUCAAGGGAACAGUGCAAAGCUCUCGACAAACAAAGAGAACAUUACUGUUUAUAUAAGUCUGAAGGAUGUUACAAAAUGGUUGUCCUUCACUACUGAACAUGGAGGUGUGCCAGCUGCCGGUAGGUUCGUGAAGGAUGAGGACGAGCGGGAGGCCAUGUGGGAGCAGCAGCACGAGCUCGCCUCCCAGAAGACGUACUCCCUCUGCUCUGAGCUCGGCGUUCUUUUCCUCAAGGUUCGUGCUUAG